UACAAUAUAUAUAUAUAUUAUUACUUGGCAACCAGAACCAGAAACCAUUGCUCUGUUUUAUAUGCCAUUUCCAUAAGUUUUCAUCUUCUUUUGCUAAUCUAAUCUGUGACUAGAGAGAGAUGGGGUUCACUAAGAAAGAGUUCGAAUUUCUGGGUGAGAUCGGUGUGGGACCCGACAACCUCGGUGGCUAUGUCGAUGGUAAAUGGAAAGCAACUGGGCCUGUCGUCUCCUCUGUUAAUCCUUCAAACAAUCAGGAAAUUGCUAGAGUCACUGAAGCAUCUAUUGAAGAUUAUGAGGAGGGAAUGAAAGCUUGCAAUGAAGCAGCCAAGAAAUGGAUGAGUAUCCCUGCACCAAAGAGAGGUGAAAUAGUUAGACAGAUAGGAGAUGCACUAAGAGCUAAAUUGGAGUUUCUGGGUAGGCUUUUGUCGCUUGAGAUGGGAAAGAUACUUCCUGAGGGAAUAGGGGAGGUUCAAGAAAUUAUUGAUAUGUGCGAUUAUGCUGUUGGUUUAAGCCGGCAACUGAAUGGAUCUAUCAUACCUUCCGAACGUCCAGAUCAUAUGAUGUUUGAGGUGUGGAAUCCACUGGGGAUAGUGGGUGUAAUCACUGCUUUCAACUUCCCAUGCGCUGUUCUUGGGUGGAAUGCCUGCAUUGCUUUAGUAUCUGGUAACUGUGUUGUGUGGAAGGGUGCUCCAACGACUCCAUUGAUAACUAUUGCUGUGACUAAGCUUGUGGCAGAGGUUUUUGAGAAGAACAACUUGCCAGGUGCAAUAUUCACAUCUUUCUGUGGAGGUGCUGAAAUUGGUCAAGCAAUAUCGAAAGAUACACGUAUAGCACUGGUCUCAUUCACUGGAAGCUCAAAGGUAGGUUCAAUAGUCCAAAAAACGGUAAAUGAAAGGUUUGGCAAAUGCUUGCUUGAAUUAAGUGGGAACAAUGCGAUAAUUGUCAUGGAUGAUGCCGACAUCGACCUAGCUGCGCGUUCUGUUUUGUUUGCAGCUGUUGGUACAGCUGGUCAGCGCUGCACAACAUGCCGCAGACUGUAUCUUCAUGAAAGCAUAUACCAGAAGGUAUUAGAUCAACUAAUUGGAGUUUACAAGCAAGUCAAAGUUGGGGACCCCUUGGAGAAAGGAACUCUGGUUGGACCAGUACAUACUCGUGCCUCAAGGGACAACUUUGAGAAAGGGAUUUCAAACAUAAAAUCCCAGGGAGGGAAAAUCCUGGUAGGUGGAUCAGUUAUAGAAUCAGAUGGAAAUUUUGUGCAGCCGACCAUUGUUGAGAUCUCCCCUGAUGCCUCCAUAGUGAAAGAAGAAUUGUUUGGUCCUGUUCUGUAUGUUAUGAAAUUCAAGACUCUAGAUGAAGCAAUUGAAAUGAACAAUUCUGUACCACAAGGAUUGAGUAGUUCAAUCUUCACACGCAAGCCUGAGAUUAUAUUUAAAUGGAUAGGGCCACAUGGCAGUGAUUGUGGUAUAGUGAAUGUAAACAUACCUACAAAUGGAGCUGAAAUUGGUGGUGCUUUUGGUGGAGAAAAGGCAACUGGUGGUGGUCGUGAAGCAGGAAGCGACUCUUGGAAGCAAUACAUGCGACGAUCAACAUGCACAAUCAAUUAUGGAAGUGAACUACCAUUGGCUCAGGGAAUUAAUUUUGGCUAAUAAGUUGGCCUUGCAGUGAGGUAUGCUUGCUCUGUCUUCAUGAUCUAAGUUCAACAUGGAGGGUCAGGAUACAUUCAACAAAAUCUGCUUUUGAGGUUGUGCCUCUCCUGCCAUUUUUAAUGUAUUACAAAAAAAAAAAGGAGAUUUCAGAUGCCUUAUGUACUAUGUAGAACUGGUCUUAUUUCCAUUUACAACAAAUAAAAGCAUUUUAAAAUAAAUUAUCUGAAUUUUA
Messenger RNA from Quercus lobata, 1878 nucleotides. It is a transcript of the gene ALDH7B4, whose product is annotated as aldehyde dehydrogenase 7B4. The record is from RefSeq and is a predicted model, not a curated record. The transcript is spliced from 15 exons. NCBI's taxonomy places the organism in Eukaryota, Viridiplantae, Streptophyta, Magnoliopsida, Fagales, Fagaceae. Gene Ontology annotation, molecular function: aldehyde dehydrogenase (NAD+) activity. The coding region runs from base 120 to 1646 and encodes 508 amino acids.